Molecule: messenger RNA, 2181 nt
Organism: Chaetomium globosum CBS 148.51
Lineage: Eukaryota; Fungi; Ascomycota; Sordariomycetes; Sordariales; Chaetomiaceae
Exons: 2
Coding region: 1-2181 (726 amino acids)
Biological process (GO): regulation of transcription by RNA polymerase II
Molecular function (GO): DNA-binding transcription factor activity, RNA polymerase II-specific; RNA polymerase II cis-regulatory region sequence-specific DNA binding
Source: RefSeq, a predicted model, not a curated record
AUGGCUUCCUCCGAACACCACAAAUUUGCAAUGCCUUUCGCGUUCCGUCCUGUGAACAACCCGCCGCCAGCGGGAGAAGCUGGCCAAGAAAUCUCGUCGCCAUCGCCGAUGACGCCACGGACGACCAGUGCGUCGGUACAAUCUCCGAAGCCUCUUGACGAGGCCACGACACCCACUCGCGCGAGCUUUGGUACUAGCACGCUCGCAUCACAAAAACCCCUCCCCACCUCACCUUUCCCCGAGUCAGUGCAGGUGCCGGAGUCCGCGGCGGGGCCUUCCAAGAUGGUGCCGUCACACAACGCGAGCGCAUCGAAGGGUUCGGACGAUUCGGAAAUGGGUGAUUUGGAUGGCGAGGAGCAUGCCGGCGAUAACGGAGCCGGUUCUGAUGCCGAAAGCGCCAAUGGCGACGGGUCCAAACCCAAGAAGAAGAAGGCGCAGCGCUUCUAUUGCACCCGCCACCCGCCGUGUACGCUGAGCUUCACCAGGAGUGAACAUUUGGCGCGGCAUAUCCGCAAACACACGGGUGAACGGCCCUUCCAAUGCCACUGCUCCCGACGCUUCUCGCGCCUCGACAACUUGAGGCAGCACGCCCAGACGGUACACGUCAACGAGGAUAUCCCGGCGGACUCACCCGCUGCUACCGGGACGCGAUUUCAGAGGCAGAUCAGGACGGACAGAGUACGGCCGUCUGGCAGAGCUCGAGCUUCGACCGCGGGUAGUGUCGGGCCUGCGGGCCGUGGGCAUUCCAAGUCAUUGUCCACGUCGAGCAUCGCAACUGUGAGCUCACUUGCCUCCGGCUACAGUGUGACUGACACGCGCCGCCGGCCGCCACCGCUUGUUAUGGCGGAUCCUCGAUCCCGAAUCCCACUCGAAUCGUACCGUGGGAACGAUGGGCCGUAUUACAGACCGCCCUCGCCGGGUGACUUCAGUACACCCACUUCCUCGACUUUCUCGACCGGGACCGGCCAAAACAGCCCCCGGUGGGGGCCCGUGAUAUCGCCCGGCACCCCUCACAGCCGAUCGCACAGCAUGUAUGCUGUCGGGCCUAGAACCCCCGGCCGCCGCCUCAGCGUACCGUCGGGCCACAAUCCAUUCCAGUCGCCCCAUGGCCCAGGCGCCAGGGUCCCAGGGUUCUAUACCAACACAGCGCUCAACUCGUCGAAUGCAGGCGCGCUCUCGUCCCAAAACACCUUGUUGGCCUCGCCAACUUCAUCCACGCAAACAUGGUCGCGGAGGGAUUCCACGUCGUCGGCGACUGAUGAAGCCUGGCGUAGACGCACUUGGCACCCGGAUACACGCGAUUAUAACGGGACAAGUCGAUUAAGCCAGGUCCUUACUCCAACUCAGAUUCCACCCGAUCCCAUCCUGCUACCCGCCCCGCGGCCGACGAUCCAGCAACAACAGCCGAUGCGCCUUCCAGGGAUCGCGUCCUUUGACGAGAUCUCAAGUCGUCAGCCUUUUGACGAGAUCUCAAGACGUUUGCCCCCGCCUCGCAACCCAUCCCCAAUGAUGGUUGACACAGAAGCCCCCAGGCGGUUCCCGCAGUAUCCAACCGUUGUUGAGCCCGCUGCAGAGAGCCAACACAGACCCGCUCCGCAGUGGGGUACGGACCUGAAUCGCGGUUUGGACCGGCUGGAGAUCAACAUGCCGCCCACAGAUACCGCAGGAACAUGGGCGAGCGAGGCGAACCAAGCCCUCUCUGCCCGCGCCGAGCAGGCCCCGGUAAGCUUUGAGCGCGAGGCCAACCUCAUGCCCCAACUUCCUUCCCUGAUGCCGGGUGUUUUCCCAUAUCAGGUUCCCGCUCGCCAUCAGCACACCAUGUCUGCCCCAUCUCCCAACGCAGCUCGUGAAUCGAGGCGCCACGGCUGGCACAACGGGCCAGUCCCGAUCCGCCACGCUGGGGAAACCAUCCACGAAGGCCGACCACCCCAUGUUGACCGAAUUGUGCAUCCCAACGUCAGCACAUUUCGGCCCUUCCCCCCUCGUGAAGACGAGACUUAUACCUAUACCAAACCGCCACCGGUAGAACGAAUGGACAGAGCCGAGCGGAUCGACCGGAUGGAACAAAUCCCCGAGCGGUCGCCGAAUCAGACGGGGGACGCCGAUCAACUGAAGGGCCUCGAAGCGCUGGUGGCCGUUGCAACAGGCGAUCGCUCCAUGCCGAAUACGUACCGAAAGUAA